AUGACAAAGAGCAAUACUUUAUCUAGUGCCGCUUGCUUUCUUCCUUUGAUUCUAGUGUCCCUUUGUUUGUCAUUCACCAAAGCUACAACCAAAAUCCGCAGUGGCCAAUCGAUCAAUGUUUCGGAGACAAUAGCCAGCGAUGACUUUGAGCUUGGCUUUUUCUCACCUCAAAAAAAUCCUAAGAAAUGGUAUGUGGGAAUAUGGUACAAGAACAUCAAUGACGACCCCUAUGUUUGGGUUGCUAAUAGAGAGUAUCCUGUCCUCACUCCUUCUGCUACUCUCACCAUCAGCUCCGAUGGAAACCUCGUGAUUCGCGACGGUAGAAUGUCCUACAUGGUCACAAACAUUACUUCAACAAGCAAAGAUGUUUAUGCCAUGCUAUUAAAUUCAGGAAAUUUUGUGCUGAGAGAGAAUGGUUCAGGAAAUACUCUCUGGCAAAGUUUUGAUCAUCCUACGAGUACCCUUUUGCCCGGUAUGAAGUUUAGUGAAGGGAAUUCCUGUUUAGUGUCAUGGAAAAGUGAUGAUGACCCUUCUCCUGGUGAUUUCUCUCUUGAGCUGGAUUCAGCUAAGCAGCAGCUAAUCGUCAAGAACAUGUCAGAUACGUGUUUUGUGUUUCGGAACGAGAGUAAGAACAGCAGUUCGUUAUUCGAUUUGAUUUCGUUUAGUAAAGGGUAUUUCACCAUUGUUGGAGAGGCAGGGUCGGAGAUUUCUCGGCUACUGUUGGAUGAGUCAGGGCUGCUUCAACUACAGUCAUGGUCUGCAAAGGACAAACGCUGGCUUCUAAGCCCGGAUUCAAUGAAAUCCUGUAGUUACCGAACGGCUUGCAAUGGAAGUACUCCAGAUGCAGAACAUAAGACUAAGAAAGGCAUCAAAAUAGAUGUUUUGAUGAUUGCGUUAGCGAUUGUAAUUGGGAUGAUGUUGAUUUUUGCUAUAGUUGUCUGUUACAGAAGAAAUCUUGCAAACAAAGGGGAAAAUUUGUUACUAUUUGAUGUGGAAAUGAGCCUAAAACAUACCCACUCCGAGCUUCCCGAUCUUAGUCAAUUGCGGAAAAGAGGUAGGAAUCGAAAAAAGCCAUGCAAGUUGGUGUUUUUCACAUUUUCUAGUUUGGCCGCUGCUACAGAUAAUUUCUCAGACGCACAUAAGCUUGGAGAGGGUGGCUUCGGACCUGUUUACAAGGGAACUUUAAAGAAAGGAUACGAGGUAGCUAUAAAACGACUUUCGAAAAAAUCGGGGCAGGGAAAGGAUCAGUUCAAAACUGAAGCACAUCUCAUAGCCAGGCUUCAACACAAUAAUCUUGUUAGACUUUUAGGAUGCUGCAUUGACAGAAAAGAGCAGAUUUUGAUCUACGAAUACAUGCCAAACAAAAGCUUGGAUUUCUUCCUCUAUGAUCGAACUCGUUGCAAGCUACUUACUUGGCAGAUACGAGUAAAAAUCAUUGAAGGGAUAGCUCAAGGGCUUCUUUAUCUUCAUCAAUUUUCGAGGAUACGGAUUAUACACAGAGACCUUAAGCCUAGCAACAUUUUGUUGGAUAACGAUAUGAAUCCCAAGAUAUCAGAUUUCGGAAUGGCAAGAAUAUUUAGAGUGAAUCAGUCACACGAAAACACCACAAAACCUGCUGGAACCAUAGGUUAUAUGUCUCCUGAAUACGCUCAUCAAGGCCUCAUCUCUGAGAGAUCUGAUGUCUAUAGCUUUGGAGUCUUGUUGUUGGAAAUCCUGAGUGGCAGAAAGAAUACAGAUUCGCAUACUUCUGAGACUCGCGGUCUUCUUGCAUACGCGUGGGAGUUAUGGACAACUGACAGAGGGUUGGACUUGAUGGAUCCAUUACUAGAAGAUGCAUCAGCCAUGCACUUGAUACUGAGAUAUGUUCACAUAGCCCUACUUUGUGUCCAAGAAGUUGCAGCUGAUAGACCAAACAUGUCUCAAGUUGUGUUGAUGCUAAGCAAUUCUAGUCCCGCCUUACCUUAUCCGAAGGAGCCCGGUUUCUUAAGGAGCACAACUACAAUUAGACGAAGCCCAGCUCAGAAUACACAAGAAUGUUGUUCUGUGAAUGAUGUGACAAUUUCAGUUGUAGGACCUCGCUAGCAAGU
Messenger RNA from Morus notabilis, 2087 nucleotides. Its product is annotated as G-type lectin S-receptor-like serine/threonine-protein kinase B120. The transcript is spliced from 7 exons. The record is from RefSeq and is a predicted model, not a curated record. The coding region runs from base 1 to 2082 and encodes 693 amino acids. Gene Ontology annotation, molecular function: protein serine/threonine kinase activity; ATP binding. Gene Ontology annotation, biological process: protein phosphorylation. NCBI's taxonomy places the organism in Eukaryota, Viridiplantae, Streptophyta, Magnoliopsida, Rosales, Moraceae.